Molecule: messenger RNA, 2543 nt
Organism: Dryobates pubescens (Downy woodpecker)
Lineage: Eukaryota; Metazoa; Chordata; Aves; Piciformes; Picidae
Gene: ABCF1
Product: ATP binding cassette subfamily F member 1
Exons: 26
Coding region: 71-2533 (820 amino acids)
Molecular function (GO): ATP binding; ATP hydrolysis activity
Source: RefSeq, a predicted model, not a curated record
GCUCGGAGGUGCCGGUGCGCGCCGGGGCAGCGUGACCGCGCAGGCGCAAAACCUCCCCCCGUGCCCGGCCAUGCCGAAGGGAGCGCGGCCGGCGGCGGCCAAGCAGGAGGAAUGGAGGGGGGAGGAAGAGGAGCAGACAGCCCAACCAGUGAAGAAGGGGAAGAAGGAUCGGAAGGGGAAGAAGUCGUUCUUUGAGGAGUUGGUGGAAGAGGAGAAACCAACCCCCAAGGAGGCUCCCCCAGCCCCAGAGAAGGAGGCUGCCCCCCAGCAGGCCUCCCGCCGCAAGCGCGAGCAGCGGCGCAAGGAGCGGCGCCGGGGCGGGGCCCAGGCCGGGGAGGAGGAAGAGGAGGAGGAGCUGAGCCUUCGCCUCCAGCAGCUGGCAGCAGCUGGCAGCGAGGAAGAGGAGGCUGCGCUGCCCAAGAAGGGAGGGAGGAGGAAGAAGGGUGGGAACGUUUUCGCUGCACUGAGCCAGGAGCAGAGCGAGGAGGAGGAGGAGGAGGAAGGCUCCAAGCCCAGCAAGGGGAAAGAGGAAGAUGAGAAGAAGAGGCCGAAGAGUCGCAAGGCCAAAGGGAAACGGCAGGGCAAAGGUCUGAGCGAGGAUGAGGCCGAAGGCUCCGAGGAGGACUCGAGGCCCAGGGGGGGGAAGAAUACAUUUGCAGCUCUGAGAGGGGAGGAAGAGGAGGAAGAGAAGGAGGAUGAAGAGGAUGAGGAGGAGGUGAGGAAGGCUGAGCCUGACCCCAGGGUCAGCAAGAAGGAGAAGAAGAAGCUGAAGAAGCAGCUGGAGUACGAGCGGCAGGUGGCCACCAUGCGGGCGGCGGCGGCGGCCGGGGACAGCGACUUCUCCGUGUCCCAGGCCGAGCUCUCCUCGCGCCAGGCCAUGCUGGAGAACGCCUCUGACAUCAAGCUGGAGAAGUUCAGCAUCUCAGCCCACGGCAAGGAGCUCUACGUCAACGCCGACCUCUACAUCGUGGCCGGGCGCCGCUACGGCCUGGUGGGGCCCAACGGGAAAGGCAAAACCACUCUGCUGAAGCACAUUGCCAACAGGGCCCUCAGCAUCCCUCCCAACAUCGACGUCCUGCUCUGCGAGCAAGAGGUGGCCGCGGACGAGACGCCGGCGGUGCAGGCGGUGCUGCGGGCGGACACCAAGCGCCUGAGGCUGCUGGAGGAGGAGAGGAGGCUGCAGAGCCUGCUGGAGCGCGGAGAGGACGCAGCUGCGGAGAGGCUGGAGAAGGUCUAUGAGGAGCUGAGGGCCACCGGGGCGGCGGCGGCCGAGGCCAAGGCGCGGCGCAUCCUGGCCGGGUUGGGCUUCAACCCCGAGAUGCAGAACAGAGCCACCAGGAAGUUCUCAGGAGGGUGGAGGAUGAGAGUCUCCUUGGCCAGGGCUUUGUUCAUGGAGCCAACCUUGCUGAUGUUGGAUGAGCCAACCAACCACCUGGACCUCAACGCUGUCAUCUGGCUCAACAACUACCUGCAGGGCUGGAAGAAGACUCUGCUGGUGGUGUCCCACGACCAAGGCUUCCUGGACGACGUCUGCACAGACAUCAUCCACCUGGACUCCCAGCGCCUCUUCUACUACCGGGGCAACUACAUGACCUUCAAGAAGAUGUACCAGCAGAAGCAGAAGGAGCUGCUGAAGCAGUUCGAGAAGCAGGAGAAGAAGCUGCGGGACCUGAAGGCCGGCGGCAAGUCCACCAAGCAGGCGGAGAAGCAGACGAAGGAGGCCCUGACGCGGAAGCAGCAGAAGUGCCGGCGGCGGACGGCGGCCGAGGAGGCUGCGGAGGCCCCGGAGCUGCUCAAGAGGCCUCGAGAGUACUGCGUCAGAUUCACCUUCCCCAACCCUCCCCCCCUCAGCCCUCCCAUCCUCGGCCUCCACGGAGUGGAUUUUGGCUACGAGGGCCAGGAGCUGCUCUUCAAGAACCUGGACUUUGGCAUCGAUAUGGAAUCCAGGGUCUGCAUCGUGGGCCCCAAUGGGGUGGGGAAGAGCACUCUGCUGCAGCUCCUGACGGGGAAGCUCACACCGACUCGAGGGCAGAUGAGGAGAAACCAUCGGCUGAAAAUUGGCUUCUUCAACCAGCAGGCGGCAGAGCAGCUGCGGCUGGAGGAGACGGCGGCGGAGUACCUGCAGCGCAGCUUCAACCUCCCCCACCAGGACGCCAGGAAGUGCCUGGGGAGGUUCGGCCUGGAGAGCCACGCCCACACCCUGCAGAUCGCCAAGCUCUCGGGCGGGCAGAAGGCCAGGGUGGUGUUCGCUGAGCUGGCCUGCAGGGAGCCUGAUGUCCUCAUCCUGGAUGAACCAACCAACAACCUGGACAUCGAAUCCAUCGACGCCUUGGCCGAUGCCAUCAACGAGUACCGGGGAGCGGUGAUCGUGGUGAGCCACGACGCCAGGCUGAUCACCGAGACCAGCUGCCAGCUGUGGGUGGUGGAGGAGCAGGGCCUGAGCCAGAUCGACGGAGACUUCGACGACUACAAGCGGGAGGUGCUGGAGGCCCUGGGCGAGGUCGUCGUCAACAGGCCCCGCCCUGAGCCCUAGGGGGCGCCCU